Diprion similis is the source of this 2137-nucleotide messenger RNA. Its product is annotated as tetracycline resistance protein, class D-like. Gene Ontology annotation, cellular component: membrane. The transcript is spliced from 7 exons. Gene Ontology annotation, molecular function: transmembrane transporter activity. Lineage: Eukaryota; Metazoa; Arthropoda; Insecta; Hymenoptera; Diprionidae. Gene Ontology annotation, biological process: transmembrane transport. Bases 106 to 1512 code for a protein of 468 amino acids. The record is from RefSeq and is a predicted model, not a curated record.
UACGAGAGACGACUGCUCCACGCUUCAGAAUUAUUUAGUCAGCCACGAUAAUUCAUAUUCCGAAAUUGAUUCGUAAAAAGAAGGGACUGGGAAAAAUUCUUCAAAAUGCCUGUAGGAGGAGGAAGUAAGAAAGCAUCGAAGGGCCGUGGUCGCUUUUUAAUCCUGGGAUUUACAAUCGCACUGCUCACAUUUUCGCAGGCAUUCACAGGUAUCAUCCUCACGGAUUUGAUCGUUUAUCGUUCGUGCGUGGUAUCGUUAGGAACAAAUUACACGUCCGAAUGCAGCACGACCCAGAAAAAUGACAGUGGCAUGAAAGAAAUGCUUUUGGAAGCUGAAGUUGAACCGUUCGCAAGUAUGAUUGUGAUGGCCAAGACGUUGAUCGAGAGUAUACUGUCGGCAGUGCUCUCAUUAUUUCUUGGUCCUUGGAGUGACCGAGGUGGACGAAAACCUCUAUUACUGGCAGGUUUUGCUGGUCACACAUUAAUGUUCGGCCUGCUAUCCUUAAUCUGCAGUUGGGACAUCAGUCCUUGGUAUUUGGUAAUUCCCUCAAUUCCGGGGUAUAUCUCGGGUGGAUCAGGCACUGUAAUAUUGGCUGCAAUGUGUUACGUAUCUGACACAACCACACAGAAAGACAGAACGAUGCUAAUGGCUUGGCUUCAGGGAUCAAUCUUCGGCGGGGUGGUAUUAGGCGUAUUUGGUGGUCCUAUUAUUUUGAACAACUGUGGUUACACGACAGUCUUCAGUAUAGGUGCGAUGUGUUGCGCAACGGCAAUACUUUUAGUUUACUUCACUAUUCCCGAAUCAGUCAAGGGUGCUACCAAGGUAUCACAGAAAAAUAGACUGUUCGAAGUCGCCCUGCUGAAGAAGCUUACUACCAGCAUUACAGUUAAACGAUAUGGUUUUCAUCGAUCUGUUGUUUGGCUUGUUAUAUUCGUUUUUACAACAUGUGCAAUGAUUAUCUCAGCAGAGAUGAGCAUAGGAUUUCUUUUCGCAAAAGCGCGACUGGGCUGGGAUGUGGCACAAUAUUCUCAUUUCGGUGGCGUGGGUACCCUGCUGAAUAUCACAGCUUUGUUUGGAGUUCCUCUACUAGGCGCAGUUCCAGGGAUUUCAGACACAUUGUUAGGGAUUCUAGGUCUCGUGUCCGGUUUGAUUUGUUCACUUACAAAAGCUCUUGCAACGGAAACUUGGCAUAUGUAUCUCUCGGUAUUAAUCGGAAUGUUUGCCGGAAUCGUGUCACCUGUUAUGCGUUCCAUCUUGUCAAAAUCAGUACCCGCCGAAGAUAUUGGUACUGUGUUAUCACUCACGGGGGUUCUGGAAACAUUGAGUCCAUUGGUCGGAGCUCCGCUGUUCACGUUAAUAUUUUCGCAUUAUUUACCGCCGAUAUAUCCCUUGCCCGUUUUUCUUUUAUCAAGUAGUCUGUUUGCUUUAUUAAUAGUUUGCAUAGUUUACACCGAAGUACUGAUGAGGAGGUCACGCAAACAGAUUUACAUAGCUGCACCUCAGAAGGAAUAGUGUAGUCAGGUUGACGCAUUUAUAUUUUUACACUUACGCGACUAUGGAGCAAAAAAAAAUUUAUUAAUUAUAAUAUAAUUUUAGAUUUCGCAUAUUGUUAUAACUUUGUGUUAUACAUGAAAUGGUAACUAUGUGAAAUAUUAAAUAUACGUCGAGUAUUAUGUAUGCAUGCAUAUAUAAUACGCGACGAAUUUUAAUAACUUUUUGCGGCAAUAAUAUCGUCAGAUUCCCGAAUAUUUUUCUGUAAUGGUAAAUUAAUAUUUAUCACCGAACGAAACUAGUAAUGCUUUCCAAUGUUGAUCUACUAAAAUAUAUAGGUAAUCAAUGAGUGGUUUGAUUUCUUGGUGUGCUACACAAACGAUGGAUACAGUGCCUGUUACCUUACAAGCCUUGCAAAAAAGACACGUUGUGCCAAACAACGAAUUUAUUGUAUAUUGUACAUGUCAUUCCCAGAAAAUUCAUUUAUUUAUUGUUAUUUCAUCUAGCUAGACAUAAUAUGAUGUCAAAUUACCCGUUAUUUCUACUUUCCCCAAUAUAUUUGUACAGACCAUGAACGAUAGUUACUCGUAUGGUCUCAUGUUUUCAAGUUUCUAAUAAAUCAGAAUAAUCGAUGAUGUCACCUGAA